Klebsormidium nitens is the source of this 1731-nucleotide messenger RNA. Lineage: Eukaryota; Viridiplantae; Streptophyta; Klebsormidiophyceae; Klebsormidiales; Klebsormidiaceae. The record is from the annotation of a GenBank genome assembly.
AUGGGGUCAUCGCCUUCUCUAGUUCCUGUUCUGUUCCUCAUCGCAAUGGCGCCGCCGUCCUUCCCUUCCGAGAACAUGCGCCACUUUCCAAAAGCAAGCCCUUAUUCAACGGCCGAGACGUAUGAGGGAAACAAGACCAGAUUUACAGCCUGCGGCGUUGGGAAUAGUCACAGAGGGACGUCAGCCUCUGCUGGUAAUGAGCUGGAAGCAUCGUUGUUUAUUCGCCAGAGCCGAACCACUGCUGCGAUCAGAGGGGUCUCAACCGCUCGGAGUGAUUCAAAGGCAGCGGACUGGGAGAAGACUCUCCGGGCAAUCUCCGAGUUAUCACGGGCAGAGCUAGGCCGGAGCUUUCAGAGAAAGCAAGAGUUGCAAAGGGUCAAUCAGGAACCUUUGCGAGCUUCUAAACAAGGGACUCCCGCGGCAAAAGAAGACCAAUCUUCCAAGGCAGAGGUGGUUGUACACGUGUCAGAAGAACCGCUUAACGACGGGUUCCUCAGGCCGCCUCAGAAGCCCCCGGGCAACGAGAUGUGGGCUCCGUUGAUCGGGAUAUCUUGCCUGGCCGUCGGUAUUUUCUGCUUUGUGAAGGCGUUCGAACUCCUCGAAAAGCACUUUUUCGUUAUGCUUCUUCUCGAUUGGGUGGGGUUUUCUAUUCUCAUAUCUGUCGGCUGGCAUCUCCUGACGGAAGCGACUCACCCGAGCACUUCCCACUUCCGGCCGAGGGAACCGGGGCUCCCCCUCGACUGGCACAACCUGUACGACCCAAAGGCGCUCAGAGAGUAUUACUACAACUCGGCCAAGAGAAGCGCCCAGUGGGAUCAUCCGAGCCCAGGCGCCGACAGUGUAAAUGCGCCCGGGGGCUGUGUAACUAGGGGGGGCAUGCUAUCCUACGCAAUCAGCGGUUUCUGGCACCAACUGGCGGUACUCUUCGCUCCGGUCCUUACGACGGGGGUUUAUUUCUCUCUGCUGAGAACACUCGUAUGGUGUACAACGUCCCUCUUUCAGUCGAAGUCAAGCUUCGGCUUCUCCCUCGCGCUGAGUGCAACCUUACUCGCGCUGCCCGCCCCCAUCCCCUUUCUCAUCAUUGAGCUGGGUCGUCUACUCCCUUCCUUAAUCGCCCGCAAAGCGUUUCUCCUGACCGCGUUCGGAACCGCGCUCUGCUUCGCGCUUCCAUUCACCUUGAUCCCGAGCGCGCGCUCGUUCCUGAAAGCCGUCCGCCAAGCCGCGCGCGCGGGCCUGCCGCACAGCGACCUCGCGCACUGGGACGCGCGCGCGCUCGCACGCCUCGCGGCCGCGGCGUGCCCCGCGCUCAGCUGGCGGCUGCAGCCGUCGGCGCUGCGGUUGGGUUUCUCCCGGGUGGCGCUUUUCCCGCUGCCGUUCGAUUAUCUCCUCCCGGUCCCUGUUCCCCGGUGGGAGCUCCUUGGGCGGUCUUGGGCCGGAAUCCUCUUCGCGGCGACCAUGGCCCUUCCCCUGGCGCGGCUGGUCGCCGCCGCGACCGCUGAAACGCCAUUGACGCUGGGCGUGUUCUGGGCGACCGUUUGCGGGUCGAGACCGUUACGAGUUGGCGCCUGCGUUUCGGUAGUGGCUUUUCUGAUGCGGCGGCAAAGAGAUGUUUACGUGGCACGGCUGGAGGAAAGCGAAAGAAACGAGGUCGAGGAGAUGGUGACGGAGGAGGAUUUAGAUCGGAAGGCAUUAGAAGAGUUCGAUCGAAAGUUGGGAGAUGGGAACUCUUAG